CCCACCCCCGCGCCGUCUCAUUGUUCCCGCGAGUUCCGUGAAACUUCCCGUGCUGGAACUCGCGACCAGAUCAAGCACCUCGCCGCCGAGUACACGAAGCAGGCAACGCGAUCCCGCCUAUCGACGCCGCCGUCCGUUCGUGGAAUAGAUCCGGCGCGGACCAAGAGGAGCAGAAGCCGCGACUCGGAGUUCUCUGCUGGAUCUCGCGACUCCGACGGGACGAGAAAUCAGUCAUGGAGAAUCAAGGAGAAGACUUUUUGUCUGGGAUUCUUUUCGACGGACAACAUGACCAUGUUUCUGGUUCGGAUGACAUUCCAAUUACUCAGCAACAAACUCAGUCUAGUCCAGAGGUGGAAGUUGUUGCUAGUCGUGGUAACAAGGGGACCAAGAGGUCUAAAAAUUUUAAUGUUGAAGAAGACGAGCUAAUUUGCGAAGGAUGGUUGAUUGCUAGCAAAGAUCCCAUCCACGGGGCCAACCAAAACCGUACCGGGUUCUGGGGUAAGGUGCAUGCUCACUUUGAGAAGCACAAUAAGGGUACAACUCCAAGGACAGAGAGUUCAAUCCUGCAUAGAUGGCUCACAAUUCAAACAGUAGUGAACAAGUUUUGUUCGUGUUAUGAAGGGAUUGAACGUAGAAAUCAAAGUGGUACAACUAUACAAGACAAGAUUGCCGCAGCCCUCAAGGUGUUCUCGGGAGUAGACAACAAGGAGGGGAAGAAGUGCAAUGUUGUGCCUUGUUGGAACAUACUUAAGGAGGAAGACAAGUGGAAAACAAGGAGGAUUGAACUUGUACAGAUGGAGAAACAAGCAUCUGCAGGAAACAAGAACAAAAAGAAGUCCACCAAGGUGUCUCGGCCAAGGGAAGAGGAAGGAAACAACAAUGAGAAGGAGGGCAAUGAUGAUACUGCUGCUGCUGCAGAGACUGCAGCAACCAAAAGGGGCGAAGGAGUGAAAAAGGCUAAAGCAAACCUUAGGCGAGGGGGUGGGGAAGCUUGCUUGGAAGCAAUCGACAACAUGUGGGCAAAAAAGGAGCUGGCUGACAAUGAAAAGGAGAAGGCAAAGAAUGAGAGAUUUAUGUUGUCAUAUGAGCUAGACAAGCAAUCGCUAGAGCUAGAGAAGAAAAGUGCUGAAGCGGAGGACAAAAGAGCUGAAGCCGACUUGAUGAAGCAAGAGAAAGAAAUUAUGCUUGCGGACAUGACCUCCCUUAACGCGCUGCAGCGUGAAUGGCUUGACAUUAUGCAGAAGGACAUUCUCGCUAGACGUCAUGGAAAUUAAAUUUAGUUUAUUAAAUUUUAGUUUAGAAAUAGUACAUUCAGCUUUUAAUUUUGUCAUCAUUUUUUCC
This is a messenger RNA of Sorghum bicolor (sorghum), 1341 nucleotides long. RefSeq names its product glutathione S-transferase T3. Bases 234 to 1274 code for a protein of 346 amino acids. NCBI's taxonomy places the organism in Eukaryota, Viridiplantae, Streptophyta, Magnoliopsida, Poales, Poaceae. The transcript is spliced from 3 exons. The record is from RefSeq and is a predicted model, not a curated record.